Molecule: messenger RNA, 1361 nt
Organism: Nycticebus coucang (slow loris)
Lineage: Eukaryota; Metazoa; Chordata; Mammalia; Primates; Lorisidae
Gene: MGMT
Product: O-6-methylguanine-DNA methyltransferase
Exons: 8
Coding region: 1-1203 (400 amino acids)
Biological process (GO): DNA repair
Cellular component (GO): nucleus
Molecular function (GO): methylated-DNA-[protein]-cysteine S-methyltransferase activity
Source: RefSeq, a predicted model, not a curated record
AUGACACCACCAGAGGACGACCCACCGCCCCGUGCAGCCUCCAAGGGGCGGCCGGACAUCCCCGCCCGGCCCGGGAGGAGCGGCCCCAGCCCCGGGAUCGUCGCCCUGACAACCUCGGAGGCAGAGAAGGCAGUCCGGGUCCAGCAGCGCCGAGUCCCGCGAGACUGCGCCGCUCGGCCCAGCCCCGGUGCCGCUCACUGGGCAUGCUCCGAGCCCGGGGGAGGGCGUGGCCGCUCGGCUGGCCCCGCGCGCGCCCCCGCUUCCUGCACGUCCCGGGCUCAGACCCUCCCUAGUCCCUCCCACGCACGUAGACCCCGCCCCACGCUGCCUCGGCCCAGGGCUCACUUCGGCCCCGCCCCGCCCCCCGCACGCCCAGGCUCCGCCCCCAAGCCGCUCAGGCCACGCCUCGGCCUCGGUCCGGGACGUGCUCGGGCAACUCACGCUCCUAGAGCGCUGUGUGUCUCAACACCCGCAGGUCCUGGCGGUCCCACCGUUCGCUACUUGAGUUGCGUGCUGGACUUGUGCGAAAAGCCUCUAGACAAUUACAUGUUCCAUUGCAGAAGAGGCCCCUCUGUCUUCAGGCCUGUGCUUGGCAGGAUGGACAAGCCUUGUGAAGUGAAAUACACAAUGUUGGACAGCCCUUUGGGGAAAAUCAAGAUAUCGGGUUGUGAACAAGGUCUGCAUGGGAUAAGGCUUCCUGGUGAGAAGGUGCCCAGAGCUGGCACCAUGGGUGCCCCAGCCCUUGCUGAGGCUUUCAGCAGCCCGGAGGGAGUGACGGAGCCCCUCAGGCAGUGUGCAGCCUGGCUGGAUGCCUACUUCCAGGAGCCCAUGGCCAUCAAAGAGCUCCCCUUGCCAGCUCUUCACCAUCCCAUCUUCCAGCAAGACUCAUUCACCAGACAGGUGUUAUGGAAGCUGCUGAAGGCUGUGAAAUUCGGAGAAACGGUGUCUUACCAGCAGUUAGCAGCCCUGGCAGGAAACCCCAGAGCAGCACGGGCCGUGGGAGGAGCAAUGAGAAGCAAUCCUGUCCCCAUCCUCAUCCCGUGCCAUCGAGUGGUCUGUAGCAGCGGAGCCCUGGGCAACUACUCCGGAGGAGGAUGGGCCGUGAAAGAGUGGCUUCUGGCCCACGAAGGCAGCAGGGCAGGGAAGCCAACCUGGGAAGGGCGCUCGGGCCCAGCCAGCUCCCUGAGUGCCGGCCGGAAGUGAGUGCAGUAGGAAUGUGCCCUCCAGUGACGUGAAAGGUGACCCUGCAUUGGAAGUGGACUGGGGGACCCCGCUGCGUGGGUGUGUCUGGGGAAUGCAGCCUGUCUGCCCCCUCACGUCUAUGUUUUACAGCAGAGUAAACUCGGAGCCCAGCCGUGUGA